Messenger RNA from Euleptes europaea (tarantolino), 1529 nucleotides. RefSeq names its product REST corepressor 1 (gene RCOR1). The coding region runs from base 2 to 1396 and encodes 464 amino acids. The record is from RefSeq and is a predicted model, not a curated record. Lineage: Eukaryota; Metazoa; Chordata; Lepidosauria; Squamata; Sphaerodactylidae. The transcript has 12 exons. Gene Ontology annotation, cellular component: transcription regulator complex; histone deacetylase complex. Gene Ontology annotation, molecular function: transcription corepressor activity. Gene Ontology annotation, biological process: negative regulation of DNA-templated transcription; regulation of transcription by RNA polymerase II.
CAUGCCAGCCAUGCUGGAGAAGGGCGCAGAGGUCUCGGGGAAAAGACGCGGCAGGAACAAUCAUGCCAGCGGCGCGGCUGGCGCUUCCAGCAACGCCUCUGCCGCCGCCGGGGCUGCGCACAGUAACAAUGGGAACCCGAAAAGUUUGGCGGCCGCGGCGCCUAAUGGGAAUAGCAGCAGCAACAACUCCUGGGAGGAAGGCAGCUCGGGGUCGUCCAGCGACGAAGAGCACGGGGGAGGCGGCAUGAGAGUGGGAGCCCAGUAUCAAGCGGUCGUGCCCGACUUUGAGCCCGCUAAACUUGCAAAGCGGUCUCAGGAGAAAGAGAAUCUUGGCAUGCUCGUCUGGUCACCGAAUCAGAAUAUAUCUGAGGCAAAGUUGGAUGAAUACAUCGCCAUUGCUAAAGAGAAGCACGGCUACAACAUGGAGCAGGCCCUGGGGAUGCUCUUCUGGCAUAAGCAUAACAUUGAGAAGUCUCUGGCCGACCUGCCUAACUUUACCCCUUUCCCGGACGAAUGGACGGUUGAAGACAAGGUCUUGUUUGAACAGGCUUUCAGUUUCCAUGGGAAAACGUUCCACCGAAUUCAACAGAUGCUUCCAGACAAGUCGAUAGCAAGCUUGGUGAAGUUCUACUACUCCUGGAAAAAAACACGAAGUAAAACGAGCGUCAUGGACCGUCACGCUCGGAAACAGAAAAGAGAGCGAGAGGAAAGUGAGGAUGAAAUGGAAGAAGCAAAUGGAACUAACCCUAUAGAUAUUGAGGUUGAACAAAACAAGGAGAGCAAAAAAGAGGCACCGCCAGCCGAAACCAUCCCUCAGGUAAAGAAGGAAAAGCACAGUAGCCAGGCUGCGAAGAAUAGAGCCAAGAGGAAACCUCCCAAAGGCAUGUUCCUAUCUCAAGAGGACGUGGAGGCGGUUUCUGCCAAUGCAACAGCUGCCACCACCUUGCUGAGACAACUGGAUAUGGAAUUGGUCUCCAUCAAGCGACAGAUUCAAAAUAUCAAGCAAACAAACAGCGCUCUGAAAGAGAAACUUGAAGGGGGGAUUGAAGAAUAUCGGUUGCCAGAGGUUACGCAGAAGUUUAACGCACGAUGGACCACGGAUGAACAGCUUCUUGCUGUACAAGCAAUCAGGAAAUACGGCCGUGACUUCCAGGCAAUUUCCGAUGUGAUUGGGAACAAGUCCGUGGUGCAAGUGAAAAACUUUUUUGUAAACUAUCGGCGACGCUUCAACAUAGACGAAGUCCUGCAGGAGUGGGAAGCAGAGCAUGGGAAAGAGGAGACAAACGGAACGAACAACCAGAAACCUGUAAAAUCACCAGAUACUACCAUUAAAGUGUCUGAAGAGGAAGAUGAGGCUACUCCUGUCUUGGAUGUCAGAUAUGCAUCUGCGUCAUGAAAACUCAGGUAGCCGAGAACAAUUUUUUUGUUUUUGUUUUGACUACUGUGUUAUCCACAAUAUCAGGUAUUAGCAAAACCUCAGAUGGCCAUCUGCGUCGUAUCUCUGUGGACAAGCAGCUAUUACCAAAAAA